Molecule: messenger RNA, 1453 nt
Organism: Actinia tenebrosa (Australian red waratah sea anemone)
Lineage: Eukaryota; Metazoa; Cnidaria; Anthozoa; Actiniaria; Actiniidae
Product: 5'-deoxynucleotidase HDDC2-like
Cellular component (GO): cytoplasm
Molecular function (GO): 5'-deoxynucleotidase activity
Source: RefSeq, a predicted model, not a curated record
AAAUAACCAAAGUAUUGUAAAAUACUGAAGAAAUUUACCAUACGUUCGUUUUAUAAAACCAAAGGUUUCAAAAAUGCUCAUAAUUUGAGAUGAAAAAAUACUCAAAAUUUUAUCUAGUGCCCAAUCUUUUUCGACCUAAGGCAAGGAACGUCUGGUAGUUUUCUGCUUUCUCGACUCCUUUUCUUCUAAUUUUGCUAUUUUCUCGUAUCUACUACAAACAAUGAGUGAUAUUUUGAAAUUUUUGACGUUGAUUGGGAAGUUAAAGGCUACGAAAAGGACAGGAUGGGUGCAGCGUGGUGUCCAAUCCCCGGAGAGCGUCUCAGAUCACAUGUACCGCAUGUCUAUCAUAUGUUUUCUACUUGGAGGUGUAACAACCGACGAUACUGCUGCAAAACUAAACAAAGACCAUUGUAUCAAACUCGCGUUAGCCCAUGAUAUGGCUGAAUGUAUAGUAGGAGAUCUUACUCCAUCAGACGGAGUUAGUAAAGAUGAGAAACACCGUAAGGAGAAAGAGGCAAUGGAGCAACUAUCUGAACUUGCUGGCGAACAAGCUGGCAGAGAGUUAUACGAACUUUGGGAAGAAUAUGAAUAUCAGAAGACUCCAGAAGCGAAUUUUGUCAAAGAUGUAGAUAGAUUUGAGAUGGUUUUGCAAGCACAUGAGUAUGAAAGUGAGGAGAAUCAGCCUGGACGAUUGCAGGAUUUUUUUGAUAGUACAAAAAGGAAGUUUCAGCACCCUCUUGUUAAAGGAUGGGUGGACGAACUGAAUAAGACAAGGAACGAAAACAUAGAUGGGAGUAAAUAACGUGUACUCUAAAGCAUCCAAUAUUUGUUGCAAAUUAUUUUAAACUUUAAUAUUUAUCUUGUUUCUUUGCUCUGAAUUGCCUCUGUCAGGGGUGGAUCCAGAGGUGGCUAUAGACCUCUUCGGCUUGGGGUAAUGUUUUCUCAUUUCAGACCAUGUGUCAUUCCCUUGAGAAUAGAUUCUUUGUUUGAGUUGUAUUCAUAUUCAUGUGUCAUUUUAUGUGCAACGGGGCGCAAACCUUAAACAAAGAAAUGAUACUCUAGGGAAUAACAUGUGGUCUGAAAUGGGGAAAAAUUACGUCAGAGCCAAAGAGGUCUAUUGCUCAACUUUAUCAGUAUUAUCCUUAGUAAGCUAACCACCUUAUUCUCGUAUUCCUUUUGAAAAAAAAGGUUUUUCUCAGAAAGUGUAAAUGUAAUGAAUGCAAAUGCAAACACAAGGAUCAAACGUUUUCAUUUUCUAUUUUACCAAUCUAAACAGGUGUCUUUGGGAUAGUAAUAAGUACCCUAAUAUAGAACCCAUCCUACAUGUAUGUGGUUACAACCCAUUAAUCCCUUGGGAUUUUUCUUUUAGAGACAAGAAGCAACAAAAGGAAUCCACCUGAUUAUAUCCAUGUUGGUGUAGUAACAAGUUUAAUAAAUUAAGCAUACACAUUUA